AUAUGGAAGUCCAGCAGGGUUCCAACUUCCAAACAACUAUGAGUGAUAGCAUACAACAUCAACCUACUGAUACUUCAACUUUAGACGCGUCGACCGAAAGCAGUUCACAUCCGGAUCAUACGAAUGAUCAUGCGAAUGCACAUGAAUAUUCUGAAUAUACGGCUGAAAAAAACCAAGAAUAUCUUGAGUCCAUCAGAAGAGAAACCGCCGAAAAAACACCACUCGUAUGUUCGCCUGAAAGUAUUGAGAAUUUAUUAAAAGAAUAUCUGCAUGGUAGUGAAGUAUAUCAACAGAAGAUCAUGAAAUUGGCAGAGAAACAUCAUACAAUAAGACGUUGCAGAGGCGAUGGCAGCUGUUUUUAUAGGGCCUUUGGAUUUGCGUGGUUCGAACGACUUUUAAAUUCUAAAGACCCAACAAUUCAUCAAAACGCACUCGAAACGUUGACUUAUACGAAAAAUCAACUUCUUCCACUUUGGUAUGAAGAAUUGAUUUAUGAAGACAUGUAUGAAGAAGUCGAAGGACAUUUAAAAGCUAUUGUAGAAGGAAAAUAUGGUAGUGACAAAUUGUUAUCCAUCUUUCAAGAUGAAAGUAUCUCUAAUCAAAUAGUCAUGUAUCUUCGAUUUGUCACAACGGCCUACUUGAAAAAACAUUUUAAUGAAUACGAACCAUUUCUUGAUUGUGAUUUGGAAAUGGAUAAGUAUUGUAGUAAAUAUGUGGAAGGUAUGGAUAAAGAGGCGGACCAUAUUCAUGUCCUUGUAUUGACACGAGCUUUAAAAGUUCCGGUUGAAAUUGCUUACAUGAGCAGCUCCGAUGCGCUUGAUCAAGUCAAUUUUCAUGAAUUUUAUCCAGAAGAGGUCUCAAAAGGUGUUUUAUAUAUGAAACCUUUGGUGCUCCUCUACAGACCUGGGCACUAUGAUAUUUUAUAUCAGUCCGUUGACAAAAAUGGUUUGCGAUGUUGGUCACCUUUCCUGUCAUUAAAGUUUGUGAAUUGCGAGUUGGAAGUUAUACCUGAUCAUGCAAACGAUAACAUUGACAAUUAUGUUUCUAGCCUAAUUUCUAAUCACGACCUCAUUGCACCUUUAGCCUUCACUUUAUCACUUCCUUCUUCUGAUCCAAAUUUUAUCAGCCAACGACGGUUAUUGGCUUCUAAAAAGAAAGUUGGCGGGAAGAGUGAUAAAAAGGAUAAGGUAGCCUUUAAAGAAGAGGGCGAUAUAGAAAACAAAGAGGAUGCAAACUAUAGAACCUUUGAUAUGACCAGUAUUACAACUCAAAUGAAUUCUAUCAUCGGAAGGCUAAAAAAAGAAUAUGGUACAAUGAGGAUCGGACAGGCAAAUCCGGGCAUUCUUGAUUCCGUGAUAGUACCUCAUAAAGAUGGCAGCACACCUUUAAGGGAACUUACGCAAAUUACAGUCAAAGAUCCACAAACCUUAUUAGUGCACGUACACGAUGAAGAAAUGUUAAAAGCAGUUGAUAAAGCUAUAAGAUGCACAAAUCUUAAUUUAAAUCCAAUGAUUGAUGGAAAAGGUCUUAGAGUGCCUAUUCCAAAAGUCACGACGGAAUUUCGUGAAAAAAUGAUCAAAAUCGCGUCCAAAAUUGCAGAAAAUACAAAAACAAAGCUUCGCCUUGCAAGGCAGGACGGAUUAAAAGAUCUAAAAAAAGACAGUAAGAAUGGAUUGCCGAUUGAUAAAGCAAAAUUAUUGGAAAAACAGUUUCAAUUAUUAAUAGAUAAAUAUGUAAAGGAAGUCGAUGAUUUCUUUAAAGCAAAAUCGAAAGAAAUAUCAGGAAAUUAA
This is a messenger RNA of Cetraspora pellucida, 1790 nucleotides long. The record is from the annotation of a GenBank genome assembly. Lineage: Eukaryota; Fungi; Glomeromycota; Glomeromycetes; Diversisporales; Gigasporaceae.